AUGUAUCGUAACGCUUUGAGGACAUGCGCAACACGACGCGCCGCAACGCGCACCUUGCCCGCCGCGAGAACCUUCGCCUCCGCCUCCGAAGGCCCGGCCUUCAACUGGGAGGAUCCCUUGAACACAAAGAACCUCUUGACCGAGGAGGAGCUCGCCAUUUCCGAGACUGCUGAGCGCUACUGCCAGGAGCGCAUGCUGCCGCGUGUGCUUCAGGCCUACCGCGACGAGCAAUACGACCAGAAGAUCCUCGAGGAGAUGGGCGACCUAGGGCUUCUCGGAGCAACGAUUGAGGGAUAUGGCUGCGCAGGUGUCUCUACCGUUGCCGGCGGACUCAUCACAAAGGCCGUUGAGAGAGUCGACAGCGGCUACCGCUCUGGCAUGUCCGUCCAGUCGUCGCUUGUCAUGGGUGGCAUUGCGGAGUUCGGUACGGAGGAACAGAAGGAGAGAUUCCUACCCAAGAUGGCUACGGGAAAGCUGCUCGGCGCCUUUGGCUUGACAGAGCCCAACCACGGAAGCGACCCCGGCUCCAUGGAAACUACGGCCAAGCCUCACCCGACCAAGGAAGGCUACUACUCUCUUUCCGGUGCCAAGACGUGGAUCACAAACUCUCCCAUUGCUGACGUAUUGAUGGUCUGGGCGAAGCUGCAGGAGACGGGCAAGAUCAGAGGGUUCCUGGUUGAACGCUCUCAGUGCCCUCCUGGUACCCUCGAGACGCCGCCCAUCAAGAAUAAAAACGGACUGCGAGCUUCCAUCACGGGUAUGAUCCAGCUCGACGACGUCCCCGUCCCCAAGGAGAACAUGUUCCCCUUGGUCGAAGGACUGCGGGGCCCCUUCUCAUGUCUCAACAGUGCAAGAUACGGCAUUUCUCUCGGCGUCAUUGGCGCCCUCGAGGAUUGCAUCGCUCGUGCCAGGACGUACGCGCUCGAACGGAAGCAGUUCAAGGGCAAUCCCAUCGCAAAAUACCAGCUCGUCCAGAAAAAGCUGGCCGAUGCGGCGACGGAUGCGGCGUACGGCACCGUUGCCGCUAUCCAGGUCGGCAGGCUCAAGGACGAGGGCAAGGUGACGCCUGAGAUGAUCAGCAUGGUCAAGCGCCAGAACUGUGAUCGGGCGCUGCAGAAUGCUCGCGUGCUGCAGGAGAUCUUUGGCGGCAAUGCUGUCAGUGACGAGUAUGGUAUUGGCCGUCACGUUGCCAAUCUUUUCGUGACGCAGACGUAUGAGGGACAGAGCGACAUUCAUAGUCUCAUCCUCGGUCGUGCCAUCACUGGUAUUCAAGCAUUUGUGUAA
Colletotrichum orchidophilum is the source of this 1284-nucleotide messenger RNA. RefSeq names its product acyl-CoA dehydrogenase domain-containing protein. Gene Ontology annotation, cellular component: mitochondrial inner membrane. The transcript has 3 exons. NCBI's taxonomy places the organism in Eukaryota, Fungi, Ascomycota, Sordariomycetes, Glomerellales, Glomerellaceae. Bases 1 to 1284 code for a protein of 427 amino acids. Gene Ontology annotation, molecular function: flavin adenine dinucleotide binding; fatty-acyl-CoA binding; glutaryl-CoA dehydrogenase activity. Gene Ontology annotation, biological process: fatty-acyl-CoA biosynthetic process; fatty acid beta-oxidation using acyl-CoA dehydrogenase. The record is from RefSeq and is a predicted model, not a curated record.